Saccostrea cuccullata (small rock oyster) is the source of this 945-nucleotide messenger RNA. RefSeq names its product sulfotransferase 1E1-like. The record is from RefSeq and is a predicted model, not a curated record. The coding region runs from base 58 to 945 and encodes 295 amino acids. Gene Ontology annotation, biological process: sulfation. The transcript has 5 exons. Gene Ontology annotation, molecular function: sulfotransferase activity. Gene Ontology annotation, cellular component: cytoplasm. Lineage: Eukaryota; Metazoa; Mollusca; Bivalvia; Ostreida; Ostreidae.
ACUGUGUCACGUAAACUCAUUCACAGAGGGGAUACUGCAGCUUAACGACUAACUGCUAUGGAUGACACACAUGUAACAGAACUUGAAUGGCCCAGUUAUGGAGAAAUGUACCUGCCCAAGCUUGUGUCAUUCUUAAAAGACGCGGAACAUGCACUGAAAUACAUCAGGGACAUGAAACUAGGAGAAGAUGCAAUUAUUCUGGCAACCUUUCCAAGAUCAGGAACUCACUGGGUAUGGGAGAUAAUGGGCAUGCUUCUGAGGGGAAAAGCCGAGUAUUCUACGGUGACUAGGGAACAGGUUUUCGUAGAGGGGUUAUCAGACAUGAGUCAGAUGCAGGGUUAUAAUGGUGUCAUGAGCACCCAUGUUCCUUUUCAAUGGCUCCCAAAACAACAUGUGGAUAAAGGCGGGAAAAUAGUAUACGUUGUACGUAACUCGAAAGAUGUUGCUGUGUCUUUGUUUAAAUUUCUUUCUUCUUGUGGAUUUUUACCUGGGAUGAGUUUUGAGAAUUUUUUGGACGAACUUUAUAUUGGACGAAAGGCGAUGUACGGGGGAUGGUUUGAGUAUAAUAAAAAGUUUAUCGAAGAAGCGACUGUUCGAAAAGAUCAAAUAUUGAUGAUACAAUACGAGAAACUACAAAGAAACACAGAAGCAGAGAUUCGGAGAUUGGCUGACUUUUUGGGAGUUAAAGAUGAAAACGGACUAGUCAAAGAGAUAACAGAGAAGUGCACCUUUCAAAAUCUUCAGCAAGCGGACAAAAGUGUCAGGGAGGAUCAAAAGAUGGCGGAAUUAAUGAAUGAACUCCAGGUGAAAGAAACUCCUACAGUCUACAGAAAAGGAAAGAUAGGAGACUGGAAGAAUCACUUCACUGUAGCAAUGAAUGAAACAUUGGACAAAGUAUAUGCAGAGAAAAUGAAUGGAGUCGUUUAUCAAGUAGAAUUUGAAUAG